CUUGAGACAAGGCCAGAAGUCUUAUCUGAUUUAUUAAAUACAUUGUCGUAAUAAAAUACUCCAGACGGCCCCCAGCUUUACAGAAAUGAUGUACGAAAGAAUUGUUCCAGUACUGGUCUCUUUAAUCAUAUGUUUGCAUCACGGCGUUUUAGCGAGCCAAUGUCCAGACAGAGCAUCUUCUGUUGGUAAAGAGUUUAUGUUUGGAGUGUGUGGAGUACCUGACACUUCACAACUUUACGUCUAUAUGGCUUCAACGUCAAACACGCCUGCACAAGUGAGGAUUACAGCCCCUUUCAAUAACUACGACAGCCAGCAUACGGUUUCAAAUAAAACAGUUGUCAGUUUGUCUACUUCGCUAAUUCAAUCAGAAAGCGGGCGUCAAUUCAAAGGUAUCGAAAUAAAUUCGGAUAUUGACAUAUCAGUUUCCGUCAUCCCUUAUUCCAGUUACUAUGACACAGAGGGAUUUCUUGUUCUACCUACUUCUGCACUAUCUACUAGAUAUGUAGCCGCAUCAUAUCACCCUUACAGUUCGUACAAAAACGAAAUAUUAGUUGCCGGCAUUGACGGUAACACCGACGUUACAUUUAACUACACCACCGAUGGAAAAAGCUACACAACAGCUAAAGUGCGUCUACAGAAAUUCCAGACAUACCAACUUCUAGUAAAUCACGACUUAAGUGGAGCUGUUAUAACAAGCAACAAACCAAUUGCGGUAUUUGCAGGAUCCGCUUACAGCCAAAUUCCGGUUGGCAUAGGUACCUAUAAUUACAUAGUAGAACAAAUGAUUCCAACCAAGUACUGGGACAAACAAUACAUCGUUCCUCCAUUUUAUCCUCAUAAUUAUUAUAUUGUUAAGGUGUUUGCUGAUGAGGACAAUACGGAGAUACAGUACUAUAACAGUACUAAACACUUCGCAGCGUACAUGGACAAGGGAUCCUUCGUCGAAAUACUACUUGGUUCAGAGCCAGUUGUAAUCCUUUCUACGAAACCAGUAAGUGUGAUUCAGUACUUUCACGACGGAGAAAACAUGUAUGGUAACCCAUUUAUGACCACGGUACAAGGACUUGGGCAGUACCUAUCCUCGUACAAAUUUUAUACAGAAAAUUUUGACAGUACAACUAGCACAAUUGCAGUAACAGUAAAAAGAAAUGACAGCAGUGGACUUAUAUUAAAUGGAAAAUCAAUGUCAUCGUGGAGUGCUAAGACUCGCAAUGUAUCACGUCCAGUGGAGGAUUAUGUCACUUUGUUUGUUAACAUCUCAUACAACACAUUCUACAACAUUCAUCACACCGGUGGUAUCAAAUUUGGUGCAACAUUGUACGGAAGAUUUCACCCUUAUACCGCAUACGGAUAUCCAUUGCAGCUUGCACUAUCCAAUAUCGAAUGUACGACAACAACCAAUAUCCCAGGUGUCAUUCCGUCACAUCAUAACAACACAAAUGGAGGUCAUCAUGUCUAUGAAAUAGGAAAUGGUACAUGGUGUUUUCAGUGUGAAAAUAUGUCACAUCUCCAGUACUGCGAUAAAGUAACACGUUGCCACACCCAAAAGGAGGUAUGCUACAUACAACGAUACACAAGAAGCAACAAUGUACAGUUAUACAGGUCAGGAUGUAUGCCAAGAAACACGUGUCAAAGUUAUGGGGAUCAAAUAGACUGUCAGCAGUGCUGUAACGGUAGUUUCUGUAAUGUAGCAGGAUGUGGAGACGAUGGCCUGCCAAGUUUUCAGAGUAGAGGACCAUUUUGCUUCGACUGUGAACACCAAGGAGCAGACGAAGUUUGCCAGACGAUACAGAUGUGUCGUCUUGAUCAGGUUUGCAAAAUAGAGACAUAUGAAUGGGGUAGUGGCUAUCACAACAUCAUGGGCUGUGCUGACAACCAGUUCUGUAAAGCCAAGAGAGAGGUACGUGAAACUCAUGCACGUCAUGCUCCGGUGUGCUACCACUGCUGCCACUCUGACUUCUGUAACAUGAAUUGCACCGCCGCACAUUUUCAACAAGUCGUCGGUAUGUCACCAUAUGUUUUCUUGUAAUUACGGAAUUGAAUAUUACUUAUAUAAAUAUAUAUUUGUGAUACAGCAAGAAAACUUCGUUAUUACAAAAAUAAAUUUCUAGAUUUGCA
Messenger RNA from Mercenaria mercenaria, 2118 nucleotides. RefSeq lists its product as uncharacterized. Bases 86 to 2029 code for a protein of 647 amino acids. NCBI's taxonomy places the organism in Eukaryota, Metazoa, Mollusca, Bivalvia, Venerida, Veneridae. The record is from RefSeq and is a predicted model, not a curated record. The transcript is spliced from 10 exons.